Messenger RNA from Haliotis rufescens (red abalone), 1529 nucleotides. RefSeq names its product DNA repair protein RAD51 homolog 3-like. NCBI's taxonomy places the organism in Eukaryota, Metazoa, Mollusca, Gastropoda, Lepetellida, Haliotidae. The coding region runs from base 104 to 823 and encodes 239 amino acids. The transcript has 4 exons. The record is from RefSeq and is a predicted model, not a curated record.
ACCCGCAUUGGCUACAACCAAACCGGCCCCUUUCUGUGCACACCAAACCUUUGUCAAAGAUCGUCGCCCAGACAGUUUAAUACUUCCCCACCGUCGUGUAAAGAUGUGUUAUCCAAGGGUAUCGUUACCUCAUAUCCUCACCCUAGUGUUUCUUCUCCCCCACCCCGGGGCUCUGGGGUGCGACCCAAGCUUUCAGAUGUCAGUGCAGGAUAAAGUGAUGUAUUCUAAGGUUGUAGCACAGGGAACUAUUGUUAAACACUAUCCAGUCACGACGGCCAACCCCGGGCAGUUCGUAGCAGAGCUGGAGGUUCAGUGUGUGUUCAAAGACACGGGGACGAGGCUACCUGGAUUGCUGAAUAUCACCAAUGGCGGGUCUAAUCCUGGGAAAUGUUUUAAUUCUGUCCUGACCGUUGGAGAGGAUUAUGUUGUAUUCCUCCGCAUCCCCGGGACACAUUAUGAAGCUCAUACAUUGGAGGUCAAGGUCACGGACGCUGCGUUCAGUGAGGUUAAGACUGCGUGCGGAAUGAAGUUUACAGAAAUAUACCCUGAAGGCCUCACAGACGUAACAGCAAAGCACAAGUGCCCGGAUGUCAAGAACACACCAUGUCCCACCACGACGCCGUAUGUUCCAACACAUCGGACGAAACAUCCCCCACCACGUAAGAACAACAACAACAACAACAACAACAACAACAACAACAACAACAACGACUUCAUCAAUUCAAGGAAGCACCAAACUGGCGACGCAAGGUGGUCCAAAAAUAACGAAAAGGGUUACUAUGGAGACAGUCACGAUUUCAACGACGGAAAGAAGUGGUUCUAGAAACAACGGGGCAUUUAACAUACAAACUGUGAUUCUGUCGUUUGUGAUUGUGUUUAUCUGUUAUCGUGUGUAGGUAGUGUAUGGUGUUACAUAGAUAGCCGUGGACGAAGCGAAGGGAGCACUGUAAUUCAUGCAUAUAGAUGUUCCGUCUGUAACGUAUCAUUGAAUACGUUACUCAGAAAACAAAAAUGAAAACGUUUUGAAAAAUGAAAUCGCACUCAAGGAACUAUCGCUUUUGUUCUCAUACGCCACUCAUAUCGGCACGUCAUCGAUCCCAAUUGCGUGGAUCGAUGCUCAUGAUAUCAAUCACUGGAUUGUCUGGUUCAGACUCGAUUAUUUACAGACCGCCGUCAUAUAUCUGGAUAUUGCUGAGUGCUGCGUAAAACAACAAAUCAACCAACCAACUCAUAUCUGCAGUUUAUUGGAGACACGUCGUUGCCUUCAUUCGGAAGUCAAGGGAGGUAAAGCGUCCACGGGGAUGCAAGAGAGAGUGGAGAGUUGCCUCCCUUGUCCUUUCUUCGCUGGUCGUUGGUUUAAGUCUCAGAUUUGCACCGAUUAUGAUCCUUUUCUAAAUUCAUGCGACCUGCUACAUUUUCGGUGAGGUGAGGUGAAACUGGGUUCAACGUCGCGUCCAAGAUUAUUGCACUUAUAUAGCGACGUGCUGCUUGUACUAGUCCGGACUGAUGCCGAUUUAUAGUGCUAGCCC